UUCCCACACCCAUUCUCUGACAUAAAAAUCCCCCAAAUUAAAUUAACAAAGGUACACACACCUCCAUAAACACAUCAUUCUAAAAUACGACUCCUAAUUAACAAAACCUUGAAUCAACAACCGCAACAUUUCCCCCAAAGCUGCGAUUGCGCAAAAAAUAAAACCGCAAUCAACAAUUCAGUUCCGUCGAGUCUUCCGACUUUCCUGCUUCCAAAACCGGCCGAAUCAAUAACCACGUCGAGAUGAACCCAGAAAACCAGAUCCUGCAAGCCAACGCCGCUUUCACCAAAAACCUUUACGCAAUUCUGGCGCGCAAAAAAGGUAACGUUUUCUUCUCGCCCAUCAGCAUCCAUGCGGUUCUUUCCAUGUUGCACCAAGGCGCACAAGGAGACACGGCGCAAGUGUUAGCGCACACCUUGAACAACCCGGACGCUAAAUCAACAGCGGAAGGAUACAGGGCCGUAACAAAACGCUUGAAUGCGUUUAAGCAGGUCACGCUGUUGACGGCCAACAAAAUCUACGGAGUCGAGGGAGAGGCGAAGGUGCGGAGCGAGUUCGCGAAAGGGAUCGAGGAGAGUUUCAAAGGAGAGUUCGAGGAGUUGAAGGUGGAAGAUGCGGCGAAGGCGGCGAAGAGCGUGAACGACUGGGUGGCGGAGAAGACGCAGAAGAACAUCAAGAGUAUCGUGAACGAAGCGAUGUUUAAGAAGAAUUUGAGUCUUUUGGUGGUCAACGCGAUCUUCUUCAAGGGGGAAUGGGUGUCGAAAUUUAAAGAGAAUUUUACCAAAGACGAUGAGUUUUUCGUGGAGGAGAAGAACUCGGUUGGGGUGAAAAUGAUGCACCAGAAGGGGAACUACUGGUACGUGCAAGACGAGGAACUGGACGCUCAAAUCAUAGAAAUACCAUAUAAAGGGUUCGAUGUGAAGAUGAUGGUGAUUUUGCCCACGGAGAACGAUAUAGAGAAGCUGGAAGCCAAAUUGGCCAAAACUGAUUUUGGUAAACUUGGAAAAAAUUCCAAAUUGACGGAUGUCCAUCUCUAUUUACCAAAAUUCAAGAUGGAGGAGACGAUUGAGCUGAAUAAUGUGUUGUCUGAAAUGGGUUUAAAGUCCAUUUUUGACAUCAAAGAGGCGAAUUUUAAGGGCAUCUUUGAUACCACGAGUCUUAAAGAUAAUAUUUUUGUGAGCGAUGUGGUCCAGAAGGCGUUCAUAGAAGUGAAUGAAGGAGGGACAGUCGCGGCAGCAGCCACAAGAGCAGCUAUGGUGCUCGGCUGCGCCCCCACCAAGUCCCAGCCCGUCACGUUCAAAGUGGACCACCCCGCCGUGUUCAUGCUGCUCGCCGCCCACGGCAAAGACGCCGACGCCUCCAGCAUUCUCUUCUACGGCCGCCUGUCCCACCCCCGCCACUAAGCAACAAACCAAGACUGCUACUCGGAAGAUUAUAUUUUCUCAUUAUACAUGUAAACUUAACCCCAAACCCUCACGUUCUGGUCCCAGCUGGCCGUAACCACGGCGAUCCCGCUCUGGGCCACCGACAGCGAAGUGACCCUGUUCUCGUGCCCAGACAACGUCCCGUUAUGCUGGUUCUUCAGCGUGUCCCACAUGUGGACGUUGUUGUCGUCCGAGCCGCACAGCAAAAUUCGGCCGCUGAGGGACAAACCGCAAGAAGUGAAACCGCUGCUGGCCGACGGCGGCUUGAAGAGCGCGAUCUCCUGGUCGCUGCGGAUGUCGAACAUUCGAGCGGAUUUGUCCUCGGAACCGGUAGCGAAAGCGUAACCGCUGGGGUGGAACUGCAACCAAUCGGGCGAAAAAGUGCUUUAUCAUGUGCCUAAGAAGUCGUACAUCAGCUGCUAGUUUUGGCAAGUUUUGGGAGUCCAGGGGGAAAUAACCUAGUCGACAUAGUGUAAAUGGAGUUGAUGGAUUGAUUGCUGAUGUACAACCUAUUUUGACUGUUUUUGCGCCAAAUUUUCGAUUUGUGGAUUUUGUAGUUUAGAAGUUUUCAAUAAAAUUGUGGUUUGUUGUUUUUUGA
Messenger RNA from Zophobas morio, 2022 nucleotides. Its product is annotated as antichymotrypsin-2-like. The record is from RefSeq and is a predicted model, not a curated record. The transcript is spliced from 3 exons. NCBI's taxonomy places the organism in Eukaryota, Metazoa, Arthropoda, Insecta, Coleoptera, Tenebrionidae. Bases 243 to 1403 code for a protein of 386 amino acids. Gene Ontology annotation, molecular function: serine-type endopeptidase inhibitor activity.